Messenger RNA from Ctenocephalides felis (cat flea), 3612 nucleotides. RefSeq names its product BMP-binding endothelial regulator protein-like. The transcript has 16 exons. Gene Ontology annotation, molecular function: protein binding. The record is from RefSeq and is a predicted model, not a curated record. Lineage: Eukaryota; Metazoa; Arthropoda; Insecta; Siphonaptera; Pulicidae. Bases 485 to 3286 code for a protein of 933 amino acids.
ACAUCUUGUUCUUUAAAAGAAUGCACGUCGGUCGGGUUCGGUUCUAGCCGUCUGCAGGAGUUGUUCGGUUGUUGUUGUUGUUAAUGUUGAUCGUGUUGUUGUUAUUGUUGUUGUGAUUUGUUUAUGUUGAUGCGAUUGACUUUAUAUCAAUUGUGAUGAAAGUGCGGUAAAAAGGGAUUGCAAACAAAUUUCUUUUUGUUGUUGCGAAAGGAGGAAGAAGAAUGGUUCGGGUUGUUUCGAGGGUAAAACAAUAAUAAUAAUAAUAAUAUAUGAAAACUAGUGGUGUUCGACAUAUGUGAAGUUGUGUACGUAUGAAAUCAAUCAUGGCGGCCAAUAUGGCGACGAGAAAACUGUAAUUCAGCCAAAAUGUUAAACUUUUAUUUAAAAACUGUUAACUUUAGUGACUGUUAAAUCAAAUAAAAAGUGAUUUUUAAAAAAAGUGAAAGAAUAUGCACAUGGAGAGGAUUUUAAUGAAUGAUGUCAAAUGAAAGAAGACGCCGGCAUGGAUUUAUCUCUCUUAGGAUUACGGAUUGUACGGAACCCUUUAGGGUUCUUCUUUAUGACGAUUUUAAUCCUUUUGUCAAUAAUUUGUUCAACAAGCGCAGAAAGCAGAGUCGGAAUAGAUGGAAGUCGUGAGCCUUGUUCCAACGAAGGCGAAAUUGUUCCAGUGGAAUCCAUCAAGGAUAUGAACUGUUUCAAAUGCAUUUGUAAGAACGGGUUCGUCGAGUGUCAGCCCGAGUACGAGUGCCCGCCUGUCGACAACUGUUAUAUGCAAAUCGUCAAAGCCAAAAAUGAAUGCUGUUAUAAAUGCAAAGGGUGCACUUACGAGGGGGCCCGUUACCUCAGCGACUCCUCCUGGCGAGACAAAAAGGACCCCUGCGUGUCCCUGUCUUGCGAGGCAGGGGUCGUCACUUCUUCGAGGGUCACCUGUUACACGCCCUGCGAGAACCCACGGCCCCCCAAGGAAGGGGAGUGCUGCCCCACUUGUGACGGUUGUGUGAUCAAUGGACAGCAAGUGACGGAGGGCAGAGAUGUGACAACCCCCGAAGACCCUUGUUUGAGGUGCAGCUGCUCUGGAGGACGCCUUACAUGCUCCAAGAAAGCCUGCCCGGUGCUCCAGUGUCCACCUAGAAACCAGAUCAGAACACCCGGAGAAUGCUGCCCCAAGUGCGAGAAGGCGAGACUCCUCAUGGAUAAACAAGCAACUUCUUGUCUCUUCAACACCGCCUACCAUUCCCAUGGAACUUCUUUCGAUGCUGAUCCCUGCAGCAACUGCACUUGUAUCAACGGGACUUCCAUAUGCCAAAGGGUUACUUGUCCAGUUUUGGAGUGCAGACAGGAGGUGCAGGUGCCUGCUAUGAUGUUAGGGGCUCCUGGAAGUGCAGGAGCCACGAAACUAGUCAAAUUUUCUGGAAUGGGAGGAGGUGCUAGCGUUUUGGGAAAGGUGGUUGGUGGAAACACAGGACCCUUAGCAAUGUUACAUGAUGAUGGAUUGAACUCGAUGUGCUGUCCAAGAUGUCCACCAGCUGAGAAAGUUAAAAGAAGUUGUACAUUCCAAGGAAAAACAUACAAGGAUGGUGAUUCGUGGAAACUGGACGCUUGCAAAUCUUGCCAGUGUAGAAGUGGUGAAAUCCGUUGUGCUAUGGAACGUUGUCCGAAGACUCCAAUGGGUGCCAUUCCACAAAACGGAGGAGCUACAUUUCAAGGAGGCGCCAGUGCAUUUGCUAUAUGCCCACCAGGACAGAGACUCAUGAGAAGACCUGGACAAUGUUGUCACCAAUGCGUAGAAAAUGAUGGUGUCUGUACAGUAUUUGGAGACCCUCAUUACAGAACUUUUGAUGGUGCCUUCUUCUCACACAGAGGGUCUUGUAAAUAUCUACUAGCAGCAGACUGCUCCAACAGUACAUCUGGAGGCUUAGGCGCUUUUUCUAUACGAGUCACUAAUGGGGGCACGCGUAGACUUUUGUGGCGCGUCAAGAGACGUAAGGAGAAUAAAAAACCUGAUACUAGAACACGAAGAGACCUUGUGGACACAAUUUUGAUCAACAAUUCUUCUACGGAUGAUUUGAUUCUAACAAAUAGAGAUGAAAAUUUUGGUCUUGAAAGAUUUAAAAGAGAUGAUGUGAAGAAACAAAAAUUGGGAAAGAGUUCUGGAGGUGCAAAAUUGGAUCGUUUGAAUGAAAAUGAUUCUACUACUAAAAGUGGACAGAAAGUCAGGUUGUCUCAUAAAGUGUCAAGAAGGGAUGGAGAUGCUUAUAUCAUGACUGCUUCGGCUUGGACAAGAACUAUAACACUCAGAAUAGGAGAUGAUUUGAAAGUGAAUUUGGGCAGAAGACAGAGAGUCAAGGUAAAUGGGAAACGAGUUGAAUUACCAUUUUUCAUGCCAGAUAGAUUGAGCAUUGAGAAGACUGAAGGCAAUAUUAAAGUGGAUACAAAUAUUGGAAUAUCAUUACUCUGGGACGGCGUAAGCUUUUUAGAAGUUUCUGCUUCGACCGACUACAAAGGAAAGUUGUGCGGACUUUGCGGCAAUUUCAAUUCCAUCGGACGAGAUGAUUUGAUCAGUCGAGGAGAAUCGUCCAUCGAUUCUCAGCCCGCUCAAGAGAUAGACAUCCACAAGUUUGCCGAAUCCUGGCGAGUUGGCGGCAAAAAAGCUUGUUCGUCGAUCCCUCGGUUUCCACAAAAGCCUCAGCAAGGGAAGAAGACUUCUGUGAAUAAGCAGAAGAAAAAUAAACAACAAGGGAAUGGAAAGAAUAAAUCCAAGCAAGAUUUGUCAAAUGAUUACUUUUGGUAUCAGGAUUUCAAAUGUGACAAAAGGAUGAGAAAGCAGGCUAAUUUGCAGUGCAGAUUGUUAAAGGAUAGCGAGUUAUUUGGAGGUUGCGAUAGUCGUUUGAAUCCCCAGAACUUCAUCUCCGCCUGCACUCAAGACGUCUGCGAAUGCCAAGCCCGCCUCGACUCUCACACUCUGGAACUCAGCCGAGUAACCCGAUCCCAUCUGGACAACCCGUCAUCCGACGACAACUUCAGCAUCUCCGACGAAGAAAUCAGCACACCAACAUCACCAUUCACCAUUAACCAGGGUACAAGUGACAGAACAAUAUUGACUGAGUCAAUACUCAAAAACAGUUUCAAACUUCUAACCGACGACAGCUCCACUGUCAGGACUGUCAACAGACGUCUGUUUACCAACGAUGAUGACAUUGUCACCAAACGCGUUACAACCCAUGGCGGUAUAUUUACAAGUGGUGAUAUUUUGAGGGAUUUUAUGAGAUCCGAGGAAGAACAGUGAUGUGAAUGAUUGGCAUGUGGGUAGACAGCAGAGUGACAGGGAUUUUAAGAUGUCCACUGUUAUUGUUGGUUGUCAUUGUGCAGCUUUUAUGGCUUAUGCCAGGUCUUGUGCCAGGUUGGGAGCAGCACCUGCUGUCCAGUGGAAGAACAUCACGGGAUGCGAGAGGAAGGACAGCAGUGUGGUGCAGCAUGAACUACAAAUGGACAGGUGGCACAAAAACCAACAGCGGAGACGCAAACUGCAGCCUUAUGCAACGUUGGUGACACCUAAUGGCCGUACUGCCAAACAUGACAGACGUGUCAUGCAAUCAUCUUAUGAACCCAGAG